AUGGAGGAGGGAAGGAAACUCCCUGGAGAGGAAGAUUGCAUUGACAUCGAUUUAGAGGAUGAUGAUGAAUCGACCAGUCAGAAGAAGAAGAGCAAGAAGCACAACAAGAGGUGCAAGGAUAAGGCAAUGAUGAUCAUCGAAGGAUCGGGCACGCCCAAUACCGGCAAGAAGGCUAGGGCCGAAGCCCCCGGCAAGGAAGCUGCAGUGUGCGCUGACUGCCGGGAGGCUGCGGCUGCCGAGAAAGCUGGGAAAGGCGAUGGACCGUACUGCAAGAUUCGCCAGACCAAAGGCCAUGAUCUCCAAGAGUGUCAUCAGGUUGAGCACUUGCCAAGAGGUAGAGAGCUGAGUAUGAGAAGCGUGACAAGGAAAUCGGUCAGAAUGGUGCUGGCGGUAAGGGCCGGGGCUGUGAAGCAAAUCGUCCCGGCGAGGCUUUUCGGAAGCAAGGAAAACCUGCCAGGGGCCGAGAGAAGGAAGUUUGCAAUGAUGAGAGUAAUGGAGGGGAUGAAGAGGAAACCAGUGAGCAGGAGUUCCAGAAGCCCACUGAAGCCCUGUGCAUUGACGGGGGUGCAUCUUUGCACUCCUCUUACCGCCAACUUAAAAGGUGGGCACGUGAGGUAUCAUCACAUCUUCAUGUCUAAGGAAGACGAAGAGAAGACCUUUUUCAGCACCCCAUGUGGCGCGCCGACCAACCUGUUCCUCAUAUGGUACGGCCGGUGGGAGGCCCCGGCUGUGCUCCGCGACUUUCUCGCCUCCCUCUCCGCUCCGGCGCCGUUCCCCGCCGUCUCCGACUGGUGGGCCCGCACGUCGCGGCUCUACACGGACCAAUCCGGCGCCAAUGUCACCGCCACAUUCGCCAUCGCCGGGGAGCACUCCGACGCCGUGUACUCCCACGGCGCCUCCCUGAAGCGGAUCAACAUGCAGUCCAUCAUCCGCACCGCCGUGGUCGCGUACCCGGACCCUCUGCCGCUCGACCCGUACAACGGCGUGUACCUGGUGCUCUCCUCACCGGACGUGCAGGUGGAGGAGUUCUGCCGCGCCAUGUGCGGCUUCCACUAUUUCACCUUCGCGUCCGUGGUCGGGGUCACCGUACCGUACGCGUGGGUCGGGAACAGCGGCUCGCAGUGCCCAGGGAGGUGUGCGUAUCCGUUCGCCGCGCCGGAGUACGGCGCCAGCGGGCAGGGGGUGCUGCGGCCGCCGAACGGCGACCCCGGGGUGGACGGGAUGGUGAUCGUGCUGGGGCACGAGCUUGCGGAGCUGGCCACCAACCCGCUGGUGAACGCGUGGUACGCCGGUGACACGCCAACGGCGCCCACGGAGAUCGCCGACCUCUGUCUCGGGGUCUACGGCGACGGCGGUGGAGCAGGCGGGUUCGUCGGGAAUGUCUCCCACGCAGCCGACGGCAGCUCCUACAACGUGAACUGCGUCAACGGCCGGCGGUUCCUUCCUGGUGCAGUGGCUCUGGAACCCCGUCCUCGGCGCGUGCUACGGACCCAACUCCAGCAACUGAAGCCGCUCUUCUCUUCCCCGGAUCCGUGGCUUCUCUCAGUUGAUGCCAUUGCGCUGGAUGGCGUUGCAGAGGCAGAUGGCAAGUCCAUGGAUGGAUGGGUACGGCAUGGCAUGAUAACCAGAUACUGAAUGUCUGAAAUGUCAUUCAGACUCGAUCUGUUCCUUAUUUGUUGGCCCAGGGUUUGCGAUAGGUUUAUGGAUUUUGAUAGAUUUGUAUCUGUCAAGGACAAGAUGAAUUUUUUUGCAGGAAGAAAACAAAUUAGGAUGCGUUUGUAACAUAUUUUCAGUUCAGCAUAAAUAUGAUCAAGUUAGAGUAA
This is a messenger RNA of Aegilops tauschii subsp. strangulata, 1823 nucleotides long. RefSeq lists its product as uncharacterized. Lineage: Eukaryota; Viridiplantae; Streptophyta; Magnoliopsida; Poales; Poaceae. The record is from RefSeq and is a predicted model, not a curated record.